Drosophila ficusphila is the source of this 2112-nucleotide messenger RNA. Its product is annotated as zinc finger protein 239. The record is from RefSeq and is a predicted model, not a curated record. Gene Ontology annotation, biological process: regulation of transcription by RNA polymerase II. Gene Ontology annotation, molecular function: RNA polymerase II cis-regulatory region sequence-specific DNA binding; DNA-binding transcription activator activity, RNA polymerase II-specific. Gene Ontology annotation, cellular component: nucleus. Lineage: Eukaryota; Metazoa; Arthropoda; Insecta; Diptera; Drosophilidae. The transcript has 2 exons. Bases 942 to 1877 code for a protein of 311 amino acids.
UAUAAAAGACAAAACUUUGGAGAAUUGCUUGUAUUGCCCCCCACAAAGAAAUGUUUGGCUAAGACUACAUAUGUCUUCUUCUGUCUCGUUCUAAUCUAAGGUUAUAUUUCCAAAUCUUUGAUUAAAUCGUAUACUUUUAAAAACUGAGAAAGUGGAACACAUUUAAAAAUAUAUAGCGCUCCCAAAUUUUGAAGGCUUUGUUUGUUGUUAUAAAUUUGAGCUUAGGAAACCACUUUGCGAGUAUAUGUAUCUAUAAUCUGUAGUAGUAGUAGGUAAGGAAAUUAAGUCCUUGGCGCAUUUAUAAAAUAAGAGGCUCACAAAUAGUGCCAGUGAACACUGAAAAUCCCUUUAAAAAUAACGUAACAUAACCGCCCAUGUACUCCGUCCCCCAAAUGGACGAUCGCGAAUGCUUGAUUUGCUUUUAAUUUCAUUUUGAACUUUGAAGCCGUGGGAACUGGCCAACGAUAGAUGAUCUCUCGGCGGGGACUACCUUCGCUCCGAGCUGAAUCAAGUUUUGCCAAUAGCUGUCACCGCUCUUCGGGGAAACCAACUAUUAGCGCUGUUCCACAGAGUCUUAUCAGGGAAACCCGAUAAAGUUGGGCCGCAGAAAAAACCGUGUGUGUGUAUAUAGAGUAGUCGGGGAUCGUCCAAUUGGCUCAAAGUGCGCACCGGCAGCGUUUAAAGUGCAGACCUGGCUAAUCACUCAUUUAUAGGCAAAACUUUAUAGACGACAUUUCGAUAAAAUAAAGUACGAGUGACAUGAUUCCAUGGCCAACAACUGCGGCCUGCAGCAAUAAACUACACAACUAAACACGCCGCAAUCUUAUCGACAUUUACUCGACUCCGUUGCCAAUGUUAUAUUUUAUGUGCCGUGACAGCGGAAGUCUUCGACGGCAGUUGGCAAAACAGCAGCACUCCAAACGGAAGCAAAACACUUCAACAUGCCAUCCAAAGAUCUCUUAUCCGUAUCGGGAAGCUUCGCGGAGGAAGAUCAGAGCAACUACGGCGUUUGCCUCGAGGAUUUGCAGUUGUUUGCCCAACUGGAGGAUAUUUCCCGCGAAAGAGUGCCAAUGGAAAUGGAGUUGCUCAACAAGGGUCCCGAAUUCGAUCUUCUCGAUCUGGUGAAUGGAGCUCUUCAUCAGCGGAACACGACGAAUCAAAAAACUGUGGAUAAGCCCAAGCGGGCACCAUCCGCUAAAAGAAGCCAAGGAUCGGGAAAGGAUCACAGCUGCGAUGUGUGCGGCAGACGCUUCUCGGAGGCCUACAAUCUGCGCAUCCACAAGAUGACGCACACGGACGAGAAGCCGCACGUUUGCGAGGAUUGCGGCAAGGGUUUCCGGCAGUUGAACAAGCUCCGCAUCCAUGCAGUGACCCACACGGCGGAUCGACCACACAAGUGUGAUAUUUGCGGCAAGGGAUUCCGGUAUGCCAACUACCUGUCGGUGCACCGAAGACUCCACACCGGCGAGAAGCCGUAUCCUUGUUUGGUCAAGGGCUGCCAACUCGCCUUUCACUCCAUUCACGCCCGUCGCAUUCACACAAAGCUCCGGCAUCCGGCGCAAACGGAUCCCGAUCCCGAGAGUCCGCUGGAGGAGCAGAGCCAACAGGCGACAUCCGUGCUCAGCUUUACUUGUCCUGUUUGCGGCAGAGUUCUCACGGAUCAGUGCUACCUGAGUAUCCACCUGAAGCGGCACUACAACCAACGAGAUUUCGCCUGUCCGCAGCCGCAAUGUGGCAAGCGAUUCUUUAGUGCCUCGGAGCUAAAGCACCACCAGAUCUCCCACUCACAACUGCGUCCCUUCGCCUGUCCACUGUGCCCGGCACGAUUCCUGCGAAAAUCCAAUCACAAACAGCAUCUCAAGGUGCACAAACGCUGAUGGGAGAGUUGUCAACGUAGAUGGUGAAGCAUAUUAUUUCUUGGUUCAAACCAAGAAACCCUCUAAAAGAGAGGCUUUAGCAUUUGGCUAACACAUAAGAAGUCUAAGCUAAAAAGUACACUUAAAUAAACAUAAUAUAGAGAAUAACUAACAAGCUAUUGGAUAUGCACUUGAAAAAUACUCACGAUUCAACCGAUUGAUCGCAAAUGCAAGCCUUUCCCCUAUUUACUGAAAU